Chelonoidis abingdonii (Abingdon island giant tortoise) is the source of this 1334-nucleotide messenger RNA. NCBI's taxonomy places the organism in Eukaryota, Metazoa, Chordata, Testudines, Testudinidae. The record is from RefSeq and is a predicted model, not a curated record.
GAGAUGCAGCCCCCUGCGGCCGGCUGACGGAGGGGAGAGCCAGGCUGGUCGCCCCAACACCGGGACUCUGAGUUGCCGCGCUUCCCGGGAGGCAGCGGCUGUUUGCUAAACCCCAGAGGAAGAGGACGUCCCGGGCCAGUCCUGCGGGCGACAUAGCUCCCAAGGUACCAUCGCAGCCGGGCGCCAAGGAGCACCUGCCGGGCCGGGGGGACUGGUCCCCGGGGGUGCCUGCCAGUCCUCAGAGCCCCUAAGGCAGCAGGGCCCCGCCAUGCCAGCCAAGACCCCCAUCUACCUGAAGACCUCGACGCCGAAGCGGGGCCGGAAGCUGCGGCUGCGGGAUGUGCUGUCGAGCGACAUGAUCAGCCCGCCACUGGGGGACUUCCGGCACAGUGCCCACAUCGGACUGGAGGGUGAGGGCGACAUGUUCGGGGAACUCUCUUUCCUGCAGGGCAAGUACGACCUGCUGCCCAGCCUGGGCCACCGCCUGGCCUCGCAGAACGCUCAGGCCGUGGGCCACGAGCCAGCCCGGGGCCCCUCCGCCAGCAGCUACCGCAGCCUGCUCAAGAGCGCUGUCUCCAUGCCCGUCUUCAGCGGGGCGCCGAGCCCGGAGCAGGCACCCCCCAAGCCGCCUCGGCUGCACCUGGAGGAGGUGCCCAGCAGCCAGCGCUCCAUGUCCAUCAGCUGCGGCGAGGGCACUUUCCACAGCGGCCAGGGCCUGGCCUUCUCCUCCAUCUCCCACUACGACCAGCUGCCCUCCUCCAUCUCCUUCUCCGCCACCUCCUCCGGGGGCUCCUUCCCGGGCCCGUGGGGCCUGGGCUACGGCGCCCGGGUCAGCGCGGACACCCAGGAGCCCCUGUACUCCCCCGGGGCCUCUGUCCCACGCUCUGAGUCCCUGCUGGGCCUGGACCUGGACCUGGGUCCCUCCAUCCUGGACGACGUGUUGCGGAUCAUGGAGGAGUACAAGCUGGCCGGAGCCAAGGCUGUGUAGAGCCAUCCUCCAUGCCAGGGAGGCUCCUUUCCUGCCCCCCAUCCGCGGGGGUGCCACCCACUCAGAGAACGCCCUGACAUCUGCCCCGCGCCCCCGCCCUGGGCCCACGAGGGGCACCGUGGCCGGCUGGGCUCUGUGGGGAACCUGCUGGGACUGGCCCCCAGAGGGGACUGAGGGGCACGGCUUAGCCCCUGACCCAGCGCGGCUCCGGAACCGGCCUCGGGCGUCGCCUGGUGGAGGAGAACACGGCGCAUGGAUGCUCCCUCCAGCUCUACCUGGCCAGCAACACCAGCUGGACUUCAGGAAGUUUCAGGCUCUCAGAGCCCCCUGCCCGGCUCUGUCCCUG